ACACUCGAAAGUCAACAACUAACAAGAACAAAAGUGGUGUUGUUGCAAUAAAAUAUUGCUUAUGCAAUAAGGCGGGUUUUAAAGAGAAGCGUAAGACAAAAAAUGAGGAUAAGCCCAAAGAACAGGAGGAUGGAAAAGCUACUACUAGAAAAAGGUUGGUGACAAGAGUGGGGUGUAAAGCUCAGUUAGUUCUUAAGAUUCGGGAAGAAGGUGGAUAUUUUGUGAAAAACUUCUAUGAAGGACACACCCACCCUCUUUACACACCCAGUUGUAGAAAAUUUCAGAAGCAAGGUAGAAAAAUGACAAUUUUGCACAAGAAGUUCGUAGUUGACAAUUCAAAGUUGAAUAUUGGGCCAACAAAAAGUUUUAGAAUCUUAAAAGAGAAUGUUGGUGGAUAUGACAAUAUCGGAGCUUCAAAGCAAGAUUUCAAGAAUUUCUCAAGAGAUCUAAAAGCAUAUAUUGAUGGCUCUGAUGCUCAAAUGUUUAUGGACAAUUUUAAAAUGAAAAAAUUGCUUUGGGGUGCCUUCUUUUAUGACUUUGAGGUAGAUGAUGAGCAAUGUCUUACUAAGGCUUUUUGGGCGGACCCCAUUUGUAGGAAAAACUAUGCUUUGUUUGGGGAUAUGGUCUCCUUUGAUACCACUUAUGAGACUAACCGGUACAAUAUGGUCUUUGGGCCUUUUACCGGUGUCGAUCACCAUAAAAGAUGUAUCACAUUUGGUGCCGGUUUCACUGCCAAGGAAGACAUAAGCUCCUUUGAGUGGUUGUUUACCACUUUCUUGAAGGCAAUGGGAAAUAAUGAACCCACUUGUUUGAUAACGGACCAAGAUCCGGCGAUGAAAGUUGCAGUGAGGAAGGUGUUUAAAAAAACAGAGCAUCGGUUUUGCAUGUGGCAUAUAAUGGAGAAGGUGUCGCUCAAAAUGGACCGAGAUCUUCUUAAAGAAACUGACUUUCAUGAGAAGUUACGUUUAUGUGUGUGGGACCUAGGAUUGGAGCCUUUAGAAUUUGAAGAAAAAUGGAAUAAACUGAUUGGUGAGUUUAAGUUGGAAACACAUGAGUGGCUAACUGAGUUGUAUAAGAUAAGAAAGCUAUGGAUCCCUGCUUAUUUUAGAGAUUUAUUCUUGGGUGGGAUCAUGAAGACAACUUCAAGGUCGGAAAGUGAAAAUCAUUUCUUUACCUCCUUCACUAAUCCCCAUGUUACUCUUGUAGAGUUCUACAUGCGCUUCGAAACUGCAAUGGAUUCACAAAGACACUCACAAGCUGAAUUUGACAAUGACUCCAAGAAUAAAUUUCCAGAAUGCAAGACACCAUUACUCAUUGAGAAGCAUGCUUCAGAGGUGUUUACUUGCUCUAUAUUUUAUCAGGUUCAAGAGGAGGUGUAUAGUGCUUGUUUUUCUUGUGGGAUUGAAGAGUUCAGAAGAGAAAAUGACUUGGAAAUUGCCAAGAUAAAUGAGGUGAAUCGUAAAAGAACUUUUGAGGUGGUGUUUAAUAACACCAAUUAUGAAACGAAUUGUUCAUGCAAGAUGUUUCAGAGACAUGGCUUACCUUGUAGGCAUAUGGUUUGGGUAUGGAAGGCAAAGAACAUAACCAUGAUUCCCGAUAAAUAUGUUCUUAACAGAUGGACUACAAUGGCAACAAAAAAGCCAAUCUUUGACUUGGAAGGAAAUAUUUUAGACCAAUGCACUAGAUUGGUGGACAAGAAGAAAACUUUGAAUGAGUUAUGGUCUGAGAUCUAUAGUUGUGUAAGUGUGGCUGAGCAAAAUGAAGAAGAUCUCACUGAACUUGUUAAAAACCUUCGCGACUUGAGAUUGGACAUGGAGGCCAAAAAGAGUGCAAACAACACUCGUAGCAAAACACAAGACAUAGAGCUCCUAAUUGGAUCAGUGGCGCCUAGUGAAAUAACCAUCAAACCUCCAAAGAUAUCAAGUAACAAGGGUAGUGGCACUAGAAGUGGGAAAAGGAUAAAGGGAGAGAGAGAGAAGGCCAUUGAGCAACAUCAAAAGAAAAAGAGGCUAUGUAGCGCUUGCGGAGAGCUUGGAUACCAUGACCUUCGGAAUUGCCCGUCAAAGAUAUCUUCAUGAUCUAAGAGAUGGCUUCAAUGUACAUCACUAAUAUCUUCAAUGUACAUCACUAUGCAAUAUAAAAAGAGAAAGUGUGGAGGGGCCUGAAUCCACUUAUGUUCAUAUUUACACUUAUCGCUAAUGUUGCCUACAUUGGAAGCUUCUUGGUUGCCAUGGACCUCUUUCACGACAUGCAGCCGGAAGAGCUUUUCUAACAAGUGCUACCGCCACUGCAUAAGAGACUUGAAACUUAGAAAUUACUUUUGCUAUCAAUUAAGAUUGGAAUAUUUUUGGUUGUAGUUUUCUGUUUUUGUUGCUUCCUAAGACUAUUGCUAACCUGUUAAAUUUACCAGUUCCAUAUACCAUAUGCUCUUUGGAUGCUAUGUAAUGGAUCUAGAUGAAGCAUUUUUUUCUGUUAAGAAUUUUUAUAGGCGUAUAGCAACACCAAAUGUCAAACUAGAGUUCGACAACAAUUCUAUAAUUAGCGGAACUGAGUUGUGUCUUGAAUUAAUUGUAUACAACUUGGGGCGAAAAAAAAGGUGACAAAGUUUGAGGCUGAA
Molecule: messenger RNA, 2617 nt
Organism: Beta vulgaris subsp. vulgaris (sugar beet)
Lineage: Eukaryota; Viridiplantae; Streptophyta; Magnoliopsida; Caryophyllales; Amaranthaceae
Product: protein FAR1-RELATED SEQUENCE 5-like
Exons: 5
Coding region: 300-2078 (592 amino acids)
Biological process (GO): regulation of DNA-templated transcription
Molecular function (GO): zinc ion binding
Source: RefSeq, a predicted model, not a curated record